CGGUGCAUCCUGAUUUAUGAAGACCUUUCUAUGAUGUUACAAAUUCCCUGCAAGGCAUUGUUGGAUAUACAGAGCUUUAUUAAACACAGCACAUCUUAAUCCAUGACCUCUGGCAGGAGAGUCAAGGAACACUGGAUUCAUGCGUAGCACUUGGGAUGAAACUGUGUGUUUGACUUCCGACUCCAUUCAUAGUUGGUUGUGCGAUUUUCGAUAAGAAAACUGCAGGCCCAGAAUAAAACGUCUUUCUUAGGAUCAUUCAUCUGAUUUUUCAUAGAGACCAGAGAAUCGCUAACAUGCAGACCUCCAGCUCUCGGUCUGUGCACCUGAGUGAGUGGCAGAAAAAUUACUUUGCAAUCACGAUUGGCACGUGUACACCGGGGCAGAAGGCAGAUGCGUACCGUGCGCAGAUACUACGUGUUCAGUAUGCCUGGGCGAACACCGAGAUCUCCCAGGUCUGUGCUGCCAAACUGUUCAAAAGGUAUGCGGAGAAAUACUCUGCAAUCGUUGAUUCUGACAACAUGGAAACCGGCUUGAAUAACUAUGCAGAAAACAUUUUAGCUUUGACCAGUUCUCAACAAACCGAUAGUAGGGGGUGGCAGUCUGGGUUGUCAAUAAAUAAUGUUUUCCAAAUGAGUAAUGUACAGAAGAUGAUGCAGGCUGGCAAAAAGUUCAGAGACUCUCUUCUAGAACCUUCCAGUGCAUCAGUAGUGAUCCGGCAGGAGGCCCCUGCCUUCAAUCUUCCUGACUGUGGAGUUUGCAGAGGUGAGGGAGAUGGUGACCUGCUGUCCAGCUCAGUUCCUCACAGAGAUAGGCCCCAUGACAUCCCAGGCAGCAGCCCUUGGAGGGUCCCUCAGAGUGUCCAGCCACCAAUGGUGCCUAACAGCACUGAGACUUGUCCCACGUCCUCCAGGCAUUUAGGUGAGUCAGCCACAGCCAAAGUACACAGCACACCGUUAUUUGGAAAUGUCACAAAAGAAACUCAUGGCUCUCCUAAAGCCAACACAGGAGUACAGAUGUUCUUGUCUAACCAGUCUCCUUUUCCUUCUGGCUGUGAAAACCCGCGGGCAAGGAAAGCUUUCUAUAGCUGUGCCACCAUUGAUGCUCUUUCCAAUCCAGUACUGAAUAAGGCUUGUAGUAAAACAGAAGAUAAUGGCCCAAGGGAGGAGAGCAGUCUGCCUACUUUUAAAACUGCAAAAGAACAGUUAUGGGUCGACCAGCAAAAAAAGGGUCACCAACCCCAGCGUGCACCAGGGCCCUCAUAUGGGGGUGUGAAAAAGUCUCUGGGAGCUGGCAGAUCUCGAGGGAUAUUUGGGAAGUUUGUUCCUCCCUUACCUAAACAAGAAGGGGCAGAGCAGAAUGGAGGGAUGCAGUACAAACCCUACGGGGCCGCACCAGCAGAACCAGCCCAUCCUAUUGAUGAGCGGCUGAAGAACUUGGAACCCAAGAUGAUCGAACUUAUUAUGAAUGAGAUUAUGGACCAUGGGCCUCCAGUACACUGGGAAGAUAUUGCAGGAGUAGAAUUUGCAAAAACCACAAUAAAGGAAAUAGUUGUGUGGCCCAUGAUGAGGCCAGACAUCUUCACUGGGUUACGGGGACCCCCUAAAGGGGUUCUGCUCUUCGGCCCCCCUGGGACUGGUAAGACUCUUAUUGGCAAGUGCAUUGCCAGCCAGUCUGGGGCGACGUUCUUCAGCAUCUCGGCUUCAUCCUUGACCUCUAAAUGGGUAGGAGAGGGGGAGAAGAUGGUCCGGGCUUUAUUUGCUGUUGCAAGGUGUCAACAGCCAGCUGUGAUAUUUAUUGAUGAAAUUGACUCCCUCUUGUCUCAGCGAGGAGAUGGUGAACACGAAUCCUCUAGAAGGAUAAAAACGGAGUUUUUAGUUCAGUUAGAUGGUGCAACCACGUCUUCUGAAGACCGAAUUCUAGUGGUGGGAGCGACAAAUCGGCCCCAAGAGAUUGAUGAGGCUGCCCGGAGACGGUUGGUGAAGAGGCUGUACAUUCCCCUCCCGGAAGCUUCAGCCAGGAAGCAGAUAGUGACAAAUCUGAUGACCCAGGAGCAGUGUGACCUCAGUGAGGAGGAGCUCCAUCAGAUUGUCCAGCAGUCUGAUGGCUUCUCCGGGGCAGACAUGACCCAGCUAUGCAGAGAGGCGUCUCUUGGCCCCAUUCGCAGUUUGCAGACUGCUGACAUCGCCACCAUAACUACAGAUCAAGUCCGGCCCAUAGCUUACGUGGACUUUGAAAAUGCUUUUAGAACUGUGCGGCCUAGUGUAUCUUCAAAAGACUUAGAGCUGUAUGAAGACUGGAACAAAACAUUUGGUUGUGGAAAGUGAAUGGGGCACUGCAAAUUAAAAGAUGAUGUCUCUGUAGCAUGGCUGGUUUAUUUUUAGUAGGAAGCCAGGGAUGUGGGAAUUGCAUUGCUUUGGAACAUACUGUAAAUUCUAGACAUCAAAUAAGAAUAACAGCUCAGAGUUUACAACUGGCUGGCUUUGCCUCUGUUUAGUUUUAUUUGCCUUCCAGUUAUUAGCUGAUACGUAUAAGUUACUUAAACAGAAUGAGGAUGAACUGUUUGCUUCUAAGAAGUUUUUCUUUUGAAGAUGAAUAGUGAGCUCAAAUCAAAACUUUAAUGUGGAGAUUACGUUUAUUUAUGAGAUGUAUCUGAUUUCUAGUCACCUUUUUUUUUGAAGAAAGUUCCUCCGAAGGCCACAUAGCUCUUGAUGCUGGCUGGUGUUGUGGUUUCCAUUCCAAACUGUUUUGCUUACUCAUAUUUAGACAGAUUGAAGAGUUCACCAAAAGCUAGAAUGAAAGUGCCAAUUUUUACUUUCUUCUCUUAGUUUGUAACCUAUUUUGUGGUUGUCUUUUCUUACCAAGACUAAUAAAGACGUUCAGAAUUAGCAAGGUGUAAUCUAGUAUCAGAGACACAACCACAGAACCAAAAGGUAAAGGAUGUUGUAUUUUUUUCAGAGGAUCUGUGAUGUUUACUACUAAUUUGAUAUUACUUCACCACCUGUCAUAUGGCUCUCUCUGCAAAUGAAUGGCUUCAGGUUUUUAUAAUGGGCCAUUGGUUUUAUAAAUAGUACAUGUUCACUGUAGAAACUUAGAAAAUAGAAAUAAAAAAUGAUAAAAAUCACUUAGUUAUUUGUGGGGCACAUCAUUUCAGUAUACAUUCUGUUAGAAGUUUUUUUUUAAUCAGAAGGAUGAUGUUCUAUGCAUCCUCUUUUGUCACAUGCUCCUUUUCUUUAAAGUACAUUGUCAUUUUCCACAUUAAUAGACAUCUAUUCGAGUCGUCCUUUAGAUGGUUGCCUAGUAGUCCACUGUAUGGGAUGUACUGUCAUCCGCUGAGGCCUCUGUUAGAGGGCAUUUAGGGCAGGACAUUUGGCUGUCUUUUGUUUAUUGUAAACAAAUACGUUGAAUGCCAUUUAGUGAUCUUUUUAAAAAUGUAUAUAUAUGAAUUUCUUGAGUAAAAUGCAUGGAUUACGAACAUGUACAUUUUUGAAUUUUUGGCCAGUGUUUUAAGUUUUCUCCUGGAAAAACAGUGCCUGUUCAGAAUUUCCAUCUUCAGUGAAUCAGAGGGGCUGUUUAUAUAGGGACUGAGCAGUAGGCAGUUUUCUUUUUUGUUAGCAUUCUUGUGCAUUCAUUCAUUCAUUUAAAAAAAGUUGAAUGUCAGCCAGUGUUCUAGGUGCCGACAGUGAAGCAGUGAACCACAAACAUUCCUGCUUUCAGUGAAGUCACAUCCACUCAGUGCAAAGGCGACACGUCAGUCCCUAGCACCACGCACUCCCACACAGCUAAAAGAAAGGCUGUUGAAUGUUUUCACUGAAGAGAUAGGUGACAUAGAUAUGUUUAACCUAAUUUAAACUACAUAAUGUAUACAUGUAUGA
Molecule: messenger RNA, 3872 nt
Organism: Fukomys damarensis (Damara mole-rat)
Lineage: Eukaryota; Metazoa; Chordata; Mammalia; Rodentia; Bathyergidae
Gene: Fignl1
Product: fidgetin like 1
Exons: 5
Coding region: 294-2324 (676 amino acids)
Molecular function (GO): microtubule severing ATPase activity; ATP hydrolysis activity; ATP binding
Source: RefSeq, a predicted model, not a curated record